Pteropus alecto (black flying fox) is the source of this 6322-nucleotide messenger RNA. RefSeq names its product methyl-CpG binding domain 4, DNA glycosylase (gene MBD4). NCBI's taxonomy places the organism in Eukaryota, Metazoa, Chordata, Mammalia, Chiroptera, Pteropodidae. Gene Ontology annotation, biological process: DNA repair. The transcript has 15 exons. The record is from RefSeq and is a predicted model, not a curated record. Gene Ontology annotation, cellular component: nucleus. Gene Ontology annotation, molecular function: DNA binding; calcium ion binding; pyrimidine-specific mismatch base pair DNA N-glycosylase activity. Bases 4359 to 6080 code for a protein of 573 amino acids.
GAAGAUGUUGCUGUGGGGUCAGAAAGAGUAGAAGAUGAGAAACAAAUGGUCAUAAAAAGUAGCAGUGAGUGUAAUACCCUACUACAAGAACCCAUUACUGCUUCUCAGUUUGGUGGUACUGAAAUGACAGAAUGCCAUAAGUCUGUCCCAUGUGGAUGGAAAAGAGUUGUGAAGCAAAGGGUAUCUGGAAAAACAGCAGGAAGAUAUGAUGUAUAUUUUAUCAGCCCACAGGGACUGAAAUUCAGAUCCAAAAGUUCACUUGCUAAUUACCUUCAUAAAAAUGAAGAGACUUCUCUUAAGCCAGAAGAUUUUGAUUUUACUGUACUUUCUAAAAGGGGCAUUAAAUCAAAAUAUAAAGACUGUAGCACAGAGGCUCUAACAUCCCAACUGCAAAAUGAAAGUAGCAUUUCAAACCGGAACCUCAGGACAAGAAGCAGGUGGAAGAAAGAUGUAUUUCCUCUGCCAAGUGGUAGUUUGGAAUUGCAGGAAAGCAGAGGACUAGCCGACGUUACUUCCAUUAAUUUGCUUUUGAAAGAGAAUGACAGUGUUAAUGAUGUUGACUCCAAAAAGGUUAGAAAGUCCAAAGGAAAGAUGACUAUUCUGAAAGGAAUUCAAAUUAAAAAAACUAAAACUGGGUGCCGGGAGAGUCUUCUGGAUUCUGUUCAAAGUAAUAUAGAAAGAGAAUCUGUGUAUAAUAAGGCAGAAGCUGAAAGUGAACCUAUUGUACAAGAAAAUCAGCUUGAUAGAACUUUCUGCAUUUCUGACACCGAAGCAAGCGACAAGACCUUCAAUGUGACCAGUGAAGAAAAGAGACUUAUAAAAGAAAAAUCAUUGAGUUCAAGAUCAAAUUUUAGUUUUGAACAAAUAACUUCUGGCAUCAUAAACAAAUUAUGUUCAACCAGAGAAGCAGAACACAAGGAGAAGUGCGAGGAUACCAUUUUAGAAUCUGAGGAAAUAAGAACUAAAGUAGAAGUUGGGGAAAGGAAAGAACAUUUGCAUAUUGACAAUUUAAAAUGUGGCUCUGAAAUGGACAACAACUGCUUGCAAACUGAGAAAGAGUCUACUGUGAAAAUAUGUCAAGAAGACACCAUUCCACGGUCACAAACAGAAAAAAGGAAAACAAGCCUAUAUUUUUCCAGCAAAUAUAACAAAGAAGCUCUUAGCCCCCCACGACGCAAAGCCUUUAAGAAGUGGACACCUCCUCGGUCACCUUUUAAUCUUGUCCAAGAAACACUUUUUCACGAUCCAUGGAAGCUCCUCAUUGCUACUAUAUUUCUCAAUCGGACCUCAGGCAAAAUGGCAAUCCCUGUGCUUUGGGAGUUUCUGGAGAAGUAUCCUUCAGCUGAGGUAGCAAGAACCGCAGACUGGAGAGAUGUGUCAGAACUUCUUAAACCUCUUGGUCUCUAUGAACUUCGAGCAAAAACCAUUAUCAAGUUCUCAGAUGAAUAUCUGACGAAGCAGUGGAGAUAUCCGAUUGAACUUCAUGGGAUUGGCAAAUAUGGCAAUGACUCCUACCGAAUUUUUUGCAUCAAUGAGUGGAAGCAGGUACAUCCUGAAGACCAUAAGUUAAAUAAAUAUCAUGACUGGCUUUGGGAAAAUCAUGAAAAAUUAAGUCUGUCUUAAAACGCUGAAGUUUCCAAACUCAUUUUUUAUAUAUUGCUUUGCACUUUGAUUCUUCAUAGCUCCAUUAUGUCAACCAACUACCUUUCCAAGUAUAUAGAUUUUAAUCAGGCCAACUAGAAACCUAAUUAUGUUUUCUUAAUGCUUGUGUCACUAGUAGAUCUUUGCUACUGAAUGUGCUACAACAUGUUUUGAGAUUUUUUAAAAUAAAUUGUUAUUUGACAGCAAUCCUAAAAAUGCAUAUGACUUUUCCAAUAAUGAAAUGUGAUUUGAAAGUGAAAAAAAACUUUUCUAAACUGUCAAUAACACAAAGCAAAUUUUUGUCAACCUUGCUUGAGGAAAGUUUAGACUUUGUUUUCUUUCUAUAAAAAUGAUACUGUACAAUUGUUAUAUGAAGAAACAAAGAGUUUGCAGCCAAACAUGUAAAGAGAUAUUACAGUAAGUAUUAGGGAGUUAAUUUUAAAAAAUAUGUUUACUAAAAAGAGCUAACCCUCAAAGAAAAAUAAGAUUCUUUUAUCAUCAUGUGUUGGAUUUUAAGAAUUGGAUAUUUGACCCCAGCAUCCAUUUGAUAACCUAGUGUGAAUAUCUGCCUGCAGCUCCAUUUCAGAGUAUCGGCUUCUGGCUGGCUCAUGCAUGUUACUUUAAUCCCUUUGUAAAAACUCUAGCAUUUACCCAUCUCUCAUCUUCCAGCUGGAGAUCAGGAGCUUUUAAGUGUUAUGUCAUUUUUAAUACAGGUUUUGUAAUGUUAUAGCUAAAAUACUGAAAUAUUUGCCUAGAAGAAAACACCAAACCAAAAAAAAUAUCCCAUUAGUAAGUCUCAAAGACCAAUCACCAUUUUAAGGUAUAAUUUGAAAAUUAAAUGGAUUGAAUAAGUGAAAAAUAAAUAAAUUGUUAGGAAAACUACCUUUGUUGUAGGGUGGUGUGUGUGAAUAGAAUGCAGUAUGCUACAGAGCUCAUUGGUUGUUUCCAUUUUAACGAGCAAGUUUGUUUUUAGAGAGGGAUGGAUUAUGACCAGAGAACAGGAAAACUGGCCAGACACACACCCCACGGCAAACACCCUCUUUAUAACUUCCUAUCACAUUUUUAUUUAACAAAUAUCAAAGUAGCUUUCACUAAGUGCAAAGUUAUAUGCUGAGGAGUGACACAAAGAUGAAAAGGCUCUGUAGAGACCUUAACAGGAAGAGGGAAAGGCACACACAAUAAUGAAGGGGAGCAAAGUGGGUAAGGGGGGAACGAGGUGCCCAAACACUGCAGCUAGGAGAAUAGAGAGGUCCCUGAAACCCCAGGCCACAACUGGAGUUGGAGGCUAGGGCAGCCUCACCAAGCUUAGGGCAUCGGGUGUGUCUGGGCCUACUGUCAAAUCCUGUCCCUCAUCUCCAUCAGGAGUGCUACAGCCAGGCCUGGCUUUUUCCCUUUGCUAAAGAUGAGGUUUCCUGACCUCUACCUAUUUCCUCAUCUCUUCAGAAUAGGCUGGUGGUGCCUACCUCCAAAGGUUGUUAUGAUUAUUAAGUUAAUACAUGUAAGUGCUUAAAUGGAGUGUUACUUAUAAAAGUGCUACAUUAAUGUGGCCCAUAGGGAUGGUCUGAGUGUCUGCCUUAGGUUGUAGAGAGGGUCACAAAGAAUGCAUUUCAGUCACAGGGGUACCUUAUGCAGAGUAAGCACUCAAGUGUUUAAAGGUUUUUUUAAACUUUAUUGAAACAAAAUUCACAUAAAAUUCAUCAUGUAACCAUUUUAAAAGUAUACAAUUUAGUGGUUUUUAGUACAUUCCCAAUAUUAUGCAACCAUUCUCAUUAAUUCCAGAACAUUUCCAUCACCUCCAAAAAGAAACUCUUUACCCAUCAGCAAUCAAACCCAAUGCCCCCACACCACCCUGACCCCCAGCGUCUGGCAACCACUAAUCUGCUUUGUGUGUCUAUGGCUUUGCCUAUUCUGGGCAUUUCUUAUAAAUGUAAACAUAAUGUGUGGCCUUUAGGGUGUGGCUUCUUUCACUUAGCACAAUGUUUUCAAGGUUCAAGGCAGCAUAUAUAUCAGUACUUCCUUUUUAUGACUAAACAAUAUUCCAUUGUAUGGAUAAACAUUUAUCCAUUCAUUAGCUGAUUGACAUUUCAAAUGCUUAUUAUUAAUACUCCACUUCUCAAGUUCUGUAAUUCCAAACCAUAGUAUCCAGUUUUACCUGGGCAAAGCAUACAAAAAACUGUCUUUGGCCACGACUCAUUUGGGUUUCUACAACCCCUCUGGAGGACGCAAGGCCUGUUCUUUGAAUGAGGACACUGAGAUGGAAAAAUAGGGACCUGCCAAAGAUCUCACGGUUUACUGGAAAAUCAGAGAUUUAUUACUCCAGAUACAAGGGCCACUGGGCUAAACUAAGAAAUCCUGCCUUUAGCCAAGGCUCCGGGAACUCUGUUCCGCUUAGGUUUUCUAACGCCCCUCCCAGGACCCGUGGAGGGAAUCUAAUUCGCAUGCGCUCAGUACAGGACAAAUCCACCCUCUGCUGACCUUCCGACACGUGGUGGCGCUCAGCCAAUCAGCGCGGGGUGUCUGUAGUCCUAGCAACAGGCUGUUUCUAAGCUGUGCGUGUCUCAAGUCUCUCGCAAAACUUAACAAUUACUGUUUUUCAGGUAUCUCUACACCCCCGCAAAGCAAGCAAGCGCGUGCGUGCGCUCGCAUAUGCACGCGCACGCGCGCGCACACACACACACACACACACACACACACACACACACACACACACCAGCGCCAUGAACAUGGACUAUACCAAUGAAACGUUCGAGGCUUUGUUCCUGUCGCUGCUCGGGCUCUACCAGUCUAAGACCUCAGUUGACAAUGAAAAUGCCCACAGGGAUGCCGUCUUCAAUCCUGAACUGGUCAUUGCCCACUGCUUCAAGCAGUUCAAGCAGGAAGACUUCCACCUGCCUCGAAGCCGCCGGCGGAUCAUCAUCUUGCCUCAGAAGGAGGAUCCGAUGCCCAUCAAUCCCACACCUCAACCUCAGGCUUCCCCACAUCCCAUCCCCAGCUUCAAAGCCCCGGAAGCCAGGGACAUCCAAGAACAGCCGGAGGAUGUAAAGACCUGGCUGAGCCGGAGAUUGAAGUUUCGGCAGGAUCUGGAGUCAUUUGGCAACACAGAAAGGUGGCUGCAGAACAAGUCCAGCCUCACACCUUCAGAAGCCAAGAUCUUACACAAGAUCCAUAAGGAACAUGAGGCCCAGUUGGUGGCCCACCUGGCUACUACCAGACCAACCAAGAAGAAAAAUCUCCGACUCCCCCACCGACCAGUGCCCCAGCUCCGACUGCCCAAGCCCCCUACCCUGUCGGCCCUAUACUCCUACCUGUACGGCCGCAAGAUCAAGAUCCUGGAGCUAUUUAACAGGAUGGACCAGACUGAGAACCAGAAGAUCUCCAGAGAGGAGUUCAUUAUGGCUCUAAAGGCAGUUGGAGUCCCUCUAGGAAACCAAGAAGUAGAGGAUAUUGUGAUCUAUCUCAGCUCUCUGGGGAAGCAAAACAGCAUCACCACUGAUAUCCUGGCCAACACCUACAAGCAGUGGCUUUUGGCCCAGCAGAGAAGGGCACUGCUAGCUACAAGGGAGUCCAAGCACAGAAUUACCCCACAGCAUCCAUCCAAGAAGCAGAAAGUGGAUUUAGCCCCACAGCCUCCCAAGAUGGACCUGCUGACUGUGCCCAUGGUUGACACCCAGAUGGAGGCAAGGCCCAUGACCCUGGAGGAGAUGGAGGAUGUUGGCAAACGGUACCGAGAAAGGAAGCGGCAGUGCAAGCUCAAGAUCCCCUCCAUUCAGUACACAGAGCGGUGCCGCCUGGUACGCAGUGGGAAUAAGCAUUUUGAUGAACACUGCCUCCCCUCCACCAUCUGUGGGGAGAUGAAUGAGCUCAUCAACACGUCCCGCAGGGACAACUUUCUGGUCUACCUGCAGUGCUGGAAGCUCUGUGAGUACUACGGCCUCCCACUGACGGAGGACAUCCUCGUGAAAGCCCUGCUGUACCCGGGGGACAAGAUCAUUUUCCAGAAGGACCAGGUGCGCCCGAUCCGGCAGCCGGGAGGCUACUACUCAGACUUUAAGGUCUUCAGCCCAACUCUAGCCCUGCUCAGUUCCCUGGACUUUGAAGAAACUAUGGCUAAGAAGACCAACAAGAAACUACCAAAGAAAAUCAAGAAAAUACGUUUUAAGGAAUUCGAGGAAUUCACCAGAAAGCUGAAGGCGAAGAGGCCCAGUGGUCCACAGCAAACCCACCCCAAUUUCUUCUGGCCAGGUCACCUCCUUGACAAGCUGCAGAUCUACCUGCCUACUGUGACCACAGAUAGGAGCCUGGCGCUCUUCAGUUGUGUCCAACACCGGCCCCAUGCCUACUCAGCCACCUACCAUCCUAACCACUGGUGGCCCAUUAAGAAUAUGAACUACUUGACUUGUGCCUAUUACGAUGCCCCCAAGGUCUACCACAUCAACUAGUGUGGUCCAGGUGUUGUCACACCUAGCCAUCCUGGGGCUGGGGACCAAUGUGGCUAGCAGCCCAGAGCCAUAGACAAAGAGGAGUGUCAACCAGACAAAAGAAGUCAUUUCAGUGAGGUGGCCUAGGCCAACUCUCUCUAGAGCAAAAGUGUCUAGGGUCUCAGAGGCAGAUGUAUCCACAAAAAGACGUGCAGUUUUUGAGUAUUUAAAAUAAACCAGGUUGGAGUUUUUUUCUCAUGUCA